Messenger RNA from Haemorhous mexicanus (house finch), 4998 nucleotides. It is a transcript of the gene TIMP3, whose product is annotated as TIMP metallopeptidase inhibitor 3. The record is from RefSeq and is a predicted model, not a curated record. Lineage: Eukaryota; Metazoa; Chordata; Aves; Passeriformes; Fringillidae. Gene Ontology annotation, biological process: negative regulation of endopeptidase activity; negative regulation of membrane protein ectodomain proteolysis. Gene Ontology annotation, molecular function: metalloendopeptidase inhibitor activity; protease binding. Gene Ontology annotation, cellular component: extracellular matrix. The transcript has 5 exons. Bases 211 to 849 code for a protein of 212 amino acids.
CGAGCGGCGCGAGACGGGUAUAACUCCGCGCUCCGGUCCCACUCCGUCCGCAGCGCUCCGCACCUCGGUUCCCUUCAGCUCCCCUCAGCCCCGCACCGAGCGAGCCGGCCAGAGAGACAGGGGCAGGGCAGGCAGCCGCGGAGCACGGGCUGUUAGGGAGCAAGAAUAAAGUCAGACUCCGCAGAAGUGAGGAGGCACUUCGGGGGCACCAUGACGGCGUGGCUGAGCUUCCUCGUCGUGUUCCUGUGCAGCUGGAGCCUGCGGGACUUGAUGGUGGAAGCUUGCACUUGCGUCCCCAUCCAUCCGCAGGACGCUUUCUGCAACUCCGACAUCGUGAUCCGAGCUAAAGUGGUGGGGAAGAAGCUCAUGAAAGAUGGACCCUUUGGAACAAUGCGAUACACAGUCAAGCAGAUGAAGAUGUACAGGGGCUUCCAGAUAAUGCCACAUGUUCAGUACAUCUACACAGAAGCCUCUGAGAGUCUUUGUGGAGUCAAGCUGGAGGUCAACAAGUACCAAUAUCUGAUUACAGGCCGGGUGUAUGAGGGGAAGGUUUACACUGGCCUGUGCAACUGGUAUGAGAAAUGGGACCGGCUGACUCUGUCCCAGCGCAAAGGACUGAACCACCGUUAUCACCUGGGCUGUAGCUGCAAGAUUAGGCCCUGCUACUAUUUGCCCUGCUUUGCCACCUCCAAGAAUGAGUGCAUUUGGACAGACAUGCUCUCCAACUUCGGCCAUUCGGGACAUCAAGCAAAGCACUAUGCCUGCAUCCAGAGGGUGGAAGGCUACUGCAGCUGGUAUAGAGGAUGGGCACCUCCAGACAAAACGAUAAUCAAUGCCACAGAUCCCUGAGCAGCUUUCCCUUUCUUUAUUUCCCCUCUCCCUUACUUGUGGCUGAUCUUCCUUUGGACACUAACUCUUACCAGAUCGUGAUGAUGAUAAUGAAAUUAGUGCCUAUUUUCAUGCAAAUUCUAGCACUUCGAACACUUAAAAAAGAAAAGGAAAAAAAAAAAAGGAAAGAAAAAAGUCUGUGCUACCUUACUGAAUUUGUAAUCACCUUUUCCAUUUUUUGAUACCACUCAUUUUGAUCAGACAACAUAUGGGAGCUUACUUUUGCACGCCAGAGGGAAAAUGGGAGGGAAAAAAAAGGAAAAAAAAAAAAAGAUGGAGCUCUUGCUCUGUUACAUGUAUCAUUAGCUGUAGCAACAUAAUCUCUAUUUUUUUAGGAAAACAAAAAUCUAAAAACUAUGCCAAUUAGGCACUGUAUUCUUCUAUGCGCUGGCUUCCCAUCCCCCCUCCUCAUGCACUAAGUGCUGAAAAUACAUAGAAAAAUCUAUUUUAAGGGAAACAGAUUUCAUUAAUCAGAUUAAUCAGGCAAAUGAAGCAAAAUUAAAAGAAACCCAGCCUAAACCAUGGACAAAAUGACAUCCAAAAGAAAUGUUCCUCUCUAGGAGAGAUUGGCAAUGUGAUUGACUCCAGCAAUGGGAGACUUUACCUGGUGUGUCUGACCACAUCAUCUGGUAAAAGCACUGUUGACUGACUGUCCUUGCUAAUUCAGUCACAGUGUGAAUGCAACAGCACAUUUGAAGUCCUGGCUUUACCCAGAACAAAAGAGAGUAUUUUGUAUUUUUGUUGUUGUUUCGAAAACAAAAACUCCAUCCCCUAUUUUCAGGGAGAUAAAUGCAACUACAGCAGAGCAUAAGAAGGGUUGUCCCAUCCUGUUUUGAGCAGGAAAUUUUUGCAGCUUAGCUUCAACAGCAAAACCAGCUUGUGAACACCUUAAACCAAACAGAUGCAAAAAUAACAACUGUAAAUCAGUCAUGUGCAAGAGGGAAAGGGGAGACUUGCUAGAACUCAUAUUAUUAAAAAAAAAAAGUAUUGCCAAAAUAGUGUUUUGCUGAACUAAGAUGUAUAUACACAUAAUGACAUAAGCUAUUUUUGACAGGAUGUGGAUUUUUUUUGGUGUUAUAAACAAAAGAAUGGUUUGAUUGUGUUUUAAAGACAGAAAUAUUGACAUUCCGAGUUGGUGAGUCGCUUUUAAGAUAUUGAAGCUCCAGUCUAUCUGCAGUAGUGGCUACAGUCAUUGUUUCCUCUGUAACUCCUUGCACCAGGGUUCCUCCCCUGCAGCUACAAUAGCUGCAUUUGUUUACAUGGUGAAAGGAAGUGUGUGUGUGGGCUAGGCAAGGAAAAGUGGUCUUCUAAUAAGUGUUGUCUGGGAUUGUAAAAUUUUCAACUGCCCGGAGGAUUCCUUCUGUGUCAAGUGCUGUGUUUCCCUCUAGGCACUGUUAAGCAUAGCCCUGUGCAUGUGCUCAUACCAUGUCCUGCAGUCAUGUGGGAGGAGAAGCCUUACUGUCUUGUGCUUUGCUGUUGACUGGAGAAGAUUUUUUCAUUCUAUUUUGGUUUUUUUAUUAUUAAGAAAACUAUAAUAUAAUUUUUGUUAUCAAAUAAAAGUAUUUUAAGUUUUAAUGAUGGUGAAGAAGGGGUGCUGACAAAAUGGGUGACUUAAGUUUUGGAUGGGGAGGGCUUGGGCAGGGAGAAGAUUGUGCUUAACUUCAUUUUUGUAUUAUUGUGAUUAUUUAUCUUAAGUUUCCAUAUAUCUUCCGUUCAUUCCACUUAGAAAGCAGAGCUGCCAUGAGCAGGAAAAAGUUGUUGCAGUGAUUCCAGCUUGGGGCAAUACAGCAUUUUACUGUCAGUGACCUCAGUUACUGGAGAGUUGUUUAGAACCACUUUGCCAAAUGGAAAAGAAUGGGUGUCUGAGAUGGGUCCUGAUGUGUUUUUAAGUUCCUUGCGUGCUGCCAGAGCUCUGCCAGGUGUACACCCUCUGAAACACCCUGUUUGCUGGAUGACUUGUUGCAGCAAAAAGCUUCAUUUUUAGCAUGAACUUUGAAGGGCAUUUUCACAGAAUUGCUGUAAGAAGUGCCUAGGUCCGCUGCAUAUAUUUUUUUCCCAGCAGCUCUGAGUGGCAAUGCAGUACAAAACACAUUGAAAGUCUGUUGGAUUUUCCCGUGAUUUAGAUUUGGAACACUUCUCAGAAGUCCUCUUCCCUGUGACUACUCCUAAAUAAUGGGUUGGAGAUGAGAGGGAGAGUAGGGUACUUCAUGACACCUGUCACAGGAUCAGGUGGUGGUUCAGAAAGUUGUUCCUUUUGGCAAAAUAUGGGUUUGGGCUUUGAGCCCAGUGGAACAAUCUCUGUUUGAUUUUUUCAUGGCUGACAAAAUCUGUGAGGGUCACUGAGGGCAGAAUGGAGCCAUCCUUGGUGUUUGCAUUGUUUGGAGUCAGCAUUGCAGGAUGUGGCCCUCCUCAAGCUCAAGGUGACUUGGCAAAGCUGGUGUCUGUUUGCGCUGCAGCCACUUCUCACAGCUUUGGAAGGCUAAACAAAAAUGCCCCUCAAUUCAGUAAAGUGUUGAUUUGAAUUUUCAUUAAACGGCAGCUCUGCCUAUUUUACCUGUCACUGAUUCAUUUAGCUAGCUGAGACAUCACAGUAUUGCACUCAAAUUAUUGUGAAAAUAUUUGUGUUCUAAUACUAUGAGGACUUGUGUCCCUACGUAGGAUAUAAUGUAGCUAUGUGCUUUGUAAACAACAAAACAGCAGAUGCAUUACCAGAAAGUGAAGCAUAUUCCCACUUUGUUUUGCAGACAGUAAAAUGUUUCUGAGGUGCAGACAGCUAGACUGGCAGGGGCAGAGGUUUGGCAAAUCUUUGCCCUUGCUGUGUAAAGAAACAGUUGUUAAGGCUUUUCAAAAUGUGAAGCCAAAAGGAGGGGGAAGAAUCCAGUGAAAAUACAUUUCUUUUGGGAAGCUUCUUUAUUUUGUUUCUGUGGAUGCUAUCAGGCACAUGCAUUUCUUGGGCUUGUGCUUGCAUUAAGAACCUGCCUGAAGGCACUCCUGAAGUAGAAGCCAUUACAUGGAUUGAAGAGGCUCUAAAUUGGACUCAAAGACUUCUUCCUUUCUGUCAGCUCUCCUUUCUUCUGCCUUGCUAAGUCACUUCUGCUUGCCAAUGGAGAUGUCCAGGAUUACACACACAGUCCCUGCCACCAUGCUUUAGACACACAAACAUUAUUAAAAAUACUUUAAAAAGUGCAUAGCUAAUUUCUAGACCGAAGCUGUUCAGUUUCUCAUGCAUAUUUUUUCCUUACUUGCUGUAGAGUGGUUUCCCCUUUAAAAUGACAAAAAUAGAUAUUGAAGGUUUGGGAAAGGUUAGAUUCUAUUUGCCUUUUCCAAAAUGGAGGGGGUAGAGAGUAGGAGGAGAUCUGUGCAUGGAGUUCCUUAAAUAAAGUCCUCUUUUGGGAGGCUUCUACCUCCCCUGUGUGGGAAAAAAAAAAAAAAAGCCAUUUUUAAGUCUCAAUUUCCCAUGUUUUGAAGAGUUACGUGGCUCUUUAGGUAGGACUAUUCUAAACCAUAAAUCUAUAAUUGUAUCCCAUUCAUACUUGUCAGAGUGAAAUGCUACCUCACAGUGAUGGGAAACAUACUGUUGUAUUUUUACAGUAAAGACUGUUGGAAAUGAAGGCCUCCAUGAGAACAAGUUUCCAUUCUUGCAGAUGUCUCUGAAAAUACGGCUUGCUUAUAAUGGGCUUUAUAGCUUAGAAGGACAGAACAGAAUUUAGGCAACUGCAAGAAGUUUUGGUUUUUUUUGGAGUAAGUGACUUCUGGGGCUACCAGUCUUGAGAAAAAAACCAUAAAAACCCACUAAACAUUUGCUGCUGUUUUGCUUGUAUUGACUUCUCCUUCUCUCUGGCAUUGUCCUUCCUUCAUAGAGCCACUCUGCUGUUCCUGAUAGUCACAGAAACUUGGGGAGAGAAUCAAACCCAUGUGAAAAAUCUUGUCCAGAAGGAAUGUAUUUGUUGCUAAAUUUUCUAGCACUGUUUACAGAUUUCCUCCAUGUUAUUUAUAAAUUUUAUAUUCAGUGAAUGUAUAUUGUCUUUUAAGGUAAUGUUGCAUAAUGUUCACUUUUUAUAGUGUUCUUUUAUUCUAAACAGUAAAGUGGUUUUAUUUCUAUCACAGACA